Molecule: messenger RNA, 474 nt
Organism: Trifolium pratense (red clover)
Lineage: Eukaryota; Viridiplantae; Streptophyta; Magnoliopsida; Fabales; Fabaceae
Exons: 2
Coding region: 20-463 (147 amino acids)
Source: RefSeq, a predicted model, not a curated record
UUUAGUUACAUUCUUAAUUAUGAAAAUAUUCUUGAUUUGCCUUGGGCAUCGGUUAGCAGAAAACUUCCAGCCUGCUCAACAAUCCACUCCCGAGCCAGAAGCUGCUCACCAAACACCCACUUUUGAGCUAGAAGUCACUCACCAUUCACCCACUCCCGCGCAUAAUGCCACAUUGGAAGUUACUCCAACCAAUUCCCCGCAUCUCUCCGACGGUGAUGUGCAUUCUUCUCCACCAUCAGACCAUGUUAUGUUUGACACUAGUGAAGCCGGGGAAAAUGCGGGGGAGAAUGUGGGGCAUCGCAAACACUGUAGACCUGGCAUGGCGACUCCUACAUCAUAUCUUGUAACUGGACCAAGAGUAAAUAAGGGGCUGUGGGUAAACAAGAAAUUUACGCAUUCCGACGAUCACGUCAAAGCUAUCUGGGCUAAAAGAAAGAGAAAGGUAUGUUUAAUUUCAGUUUAAACAAAUGAGAG